AUGGCGUCGCUGGCUUUGUCUUCUCCUCCCGGCGUUAAGUUUCCGUCGUUCCUAGCAUCGUCUUCUUCGUCUCUCUUCUCUCGCUCCUCGAUUUUCGCCGGAACCUCUGAGUCUCGCUCCCGAAUCUCCGUUUCCGGUGGUGCGAAAUGCAAUUUGCCUAAGGCAUUGAAUGUAGGGAACGGGAAUGCUCGUGUUCCGAUUAUCAAUGAGACGACAAUUCCAAAGUUCUUUGAUUCUUCUCGGUUGGAGAAAUCGGUCAGUGGAACCAAUACAAAGCUCAAGUUGUUCUCUGGUACUGCAAAUCCAGCACUUUCUCAGGAAAUUGCUUGGUAUAUGGGUCUGGAGCUUGGGAAGAUUAGCAUAAAGAGAUUUGCUGAUGGAGAGAUUUAUGUUCAGCUUAAAGAGAGUGUUAGAGGUUGUGAUGUCUUCUUGGUGCAGCCUACUUGCACUCCAACUAACGAGAAUCUCAUGGAGCUAUUGAUCAUGAUAGAUGCUUGCCGAAGAGCAUCAGCUAAGAAAGUAACGGCCGUGAUUCCGUAUUUUGGUUACGCAAGAGCUGAUAGGAAGACACAAGGGCGUGAAUCCAUUGCUGCUAAACUGGUUGCGAACCUUAUAACCGAAGCCGGUGCAGAUCGAGUUCUUGCAUGUGAUCUUCAUUCAGGACAAUCCAUGGGUUACUUUGACAUACCGGUGGACCAUGUCUAUUGCCAGCCUGUGAUUCUUGAUUAUCUUGCUAGCAAGUCGAUUUCCUCGGAGGAUUUGGUAGUGGUUUCUCCCGAUGUUGGUGGAGUUGCCAGGGCUCGCGCAUUUGCUAAGAAAUUAUCUGAUGCACCUCUUGCCAUUGUCGAUAAAAGGCGUCAUGGCCACAAUGUUGCUGAGGUCAUGAACCUAAUCGGUGAUGUAAAAGGGAAAGUGGCAGUGAUGGUGGAUGACAUGAUUGAUACCGCUGGAACCAUUGUGAAAGGAGCAGCUCUUUUACAUGAUGAAGGUGCGCGGGAGGUUUACGCUUGCUGCACACACGCGGUUUUCAGUCCGCCUGCAAUAGAGCGGUUAUCGAGCGGUUUGCUGCAAGAAGUGAUAGUGACGAAUACUUUACCGGUAGCGGAGAAGAAUUACUUCCCGCAGUUAACGAUUUUAUCGGUGGCUAAUCUUCUAGGUGAGACCAUUUGGCGUGUUCACGAUGAUAGCUCCGUUAGUAGCAUUUUCCUUUGA
Molecule: messenger RNA, 1212 nt
Organism: Arabis nemorensis
Lineage: Eukaryota; Viridiplantae; Streptophyta; Magnoliopsida; Brassicales; Brassicaceae
Source: the annotation of a GenBank genome assembly